This is a messenger RNA of Monascus purpureus, 753 nucleotides long. NCBI's taxonomy places the organism in Eukaryota, Fungi, Ascomycota, Eurotiomycetes, Eurotiales, Aspergillaceae. The record is from the annotation of a GenBank genome assembly.
AUGGCUACCCUUCAAGACCAAAUCGCCUCUCACCUCCUCACCACCAAAUCCCUCCCCGUCUCCCGAAGCUGGCUUCAGACUUUCACAACCACCACAACGACCAGCAAUGUCCCCUUGUCAACUCUCGCUCAAACAGCGCUCUACCACAUCCUAAACUCCGAUAUCCGGGAAACCCUCUCCACGGACCGCCCAUCCUCGCUCCUGCCCAUGGACAUCUCGGACCCAACCCUGAAAGAAAGGAGACUCCCCUGUCCCAUCCCGGUCCAGGUCCUCGAUAUCGAAGAUAUUGGCACGAGCCUGUGGAACCAGGUCGAGGCUAUUGAGCGUGUGGAAAGGGGAGAGACCGUAAGGGGAAAGGAAAUUAUACGAACUGUUAACGUGGAUGAUCGUGAGGUACUGGGGAACAGUAACGGCAAUGCCAAUAAUAAUAGCGCUGCUACGGCUAGUGGGAUGGGCGGCAGUAGCAAUGGUCCGCAUCGGCUAAUUCUCCAGGAUGCAGCUAAUACAAGGGUUGUCGGCAUCGAGUUGAAGUCUGUCGAUGGCAUCGGUAUUGGGAAAUUACCUAUCGGGGCGAAGAUGAUCUUACGCAGCGUGACUGUGGCAAGGGGCAUGGCUCUACUGGUACCUGAUUCUGUCACGAUUCUCGGUGGGAAGAUCGAAUCGUUGGAUCAGGAAUGGAAAAGGACGAGAAAGGCGAGGUUGUUGGAGAGACUUCAAGCUGAAGGGAAUACAAAUGGUGAAACGACAGGAUGA